AUGGUGUACCACUGGGAUGACAAAGAGGCAGAGUGCUAUCAAUUGUACGUCGAGGAAAAAAAAAGUCUGGAUGAGGUCAUCUCAUACUGGGAAGCAAGAGGCUUCACUCCAAGUAAACGCGCAUUUCAAACACAGUUCAAACGAUGGGACUUCCCCAGCAAGCAAAACCCCGCACACAAGAACGCCGUCCUAGUCGCCCGCCUGCAGCAGCUAUGGGAGCAGAACUACACCCAGAAGGAUAUGGUUGAUACCCUCCAGAACGAGGGCUUCCAGAUCAACGACCGCGAGCUGAUCAGACUACGGUUGAGGCUAAAACUACUACUCAGAGAGAGUGUACCUAGACCAAAAAGGAAGCAGAGCACCGAGGUCAGCGUACAGAAAAAGACUAAGCAAAAGAAGCCAAAAGCUUUGCCUGGCAGAGGUCUGAUCAAUCAACUCGGAAACGCUAUACUAGCCGAGAGCUCCGAGAGUGAGGAAAGCUCAGAGGAGGAGGCCGAAACUUGUAUAACGGUCAGCGGCGAGCCUGCCGAAGACACACAACCGACCCAGCCCGAGCUCGACCCCUCCCUGCUCGACACCGAAGAAGUCUUGCGAAGACAGCUACGACAAGAGCAUCUCCAGCGAGAGAGUGAUGAAAAAUGGCGGACUCGAAAACGGCGACGACGGACACGGGGCUGGGCAGGUCUGCCAGCAGAUACCCCUGGCGAGCCACCGCGGUUUCCUUCUGAAACCACCAUCGACGAAGCGAAGGCAUAUCUUGGCCUGGACAACGAAAUGUAUCGCAGGCUUCGUGAGCGAUUCCAGGAGAUUUGCGAGACUGAGGGUGUGGUGAAGAAGACGGUUGCAGGUCCUGAGAAGUGGGCACAAUUAGUGCAGCAGCUCAUACAAGAGGAUGCACACUUGACUGCUGUGUUCCAGCAAGAGCCUGAGGUGAUGCUAAACCACGAUGCGCUUUUUCGGCCGAAGGGGCAGAGAGCUUUAUCGAUCGAUGUUGUGUGUAUGGACGUCACAAAACGGCUGCGUACCAUGGAAAAUAGGAUGACACUCGCUGAUGCGAAGAAUGCUCUUGGUCUGAAUCCUGAGCAAACACGUUAUGUCAGAGCCGCCUACAUCAGGAAGCUGAAAGAUGUUCAUUUUGCAAACAAGCACGAAGCCGGAGAAGAACAGUGGGCACAGCUCAAGACAGCAUGGGUCAACGAAUCUGAACACCUUACGAGAGCUUUCGUGCAAGGCGAAGCUGAUCCUGGAUAUGCGCGGAAAUUGAAAGCUGUUGAAGUGCUGGCCAGGGAUGUCAUGAAAAGGCAGCAACAAGAGAAGCUAGCUAGAGACCCUUCGAAGAGAAAGCAGAUCCAUCAGGGCCCUGGACCUGGACCGGCUCCGCCUGUCGUUGCGCUCCAACCAGAGAGGCGCCGACAGAGUGCUGGUGUGGAAUACAAUGCUUCGACACAAACCACCUACCCCAGUCUUCCGGCUUUGUCUCCUUCAAGCGAUCUACAAAUCGAUCCUUCACUGCUACUAGCUGCGAGCGAUGCUGCCAUACUCCCAGGCCUUGCAUACCACCAGCCCGAGCCACACUAUCAACCACAACAUGAUCAUCCGCCGAGCAUCCAGUCACUCAUGUCGAAUACUCAACAUGCACCUCCAAACCACUACAGCCAGAACUAUUAUCCGGCGGCUACAUCCCAGCAUUCUCAGCCCAUGCCCAUUUACUUCCGCCUGCACCACUUGUCUACAACACCCUUCCCUUCGAAGACAGUCUGGCUCUCUAUACUGCACACGCAUUCUGUCAACGAGAUCAGCAACUUGGUCAUGCGUGAACACCCCGGUACAGUGGUGCUGAAGGUGGAAGGCCUGGUAGUGUACAGGCAAGAUCAGGGCGAGCGAGAAGUCGUGGUUGAGGUCAGCGAUGACGAAGAACUUGCUGCGUAUCUGGGACACGUCAAGAGCACGGGGCAGGGCAAGGCGACGUUUGUGGUCUUGCUAGGGUAUGCCUAG
This is a messenger RNA of Ascochyta rabiei, 1995 nucleotides long. RefSeq lists its product as uncharacterized. The record is from RefSeq and is a predicted model, not a curated record. Lineage: Eukaryota; Fungi; Ascomycota; Dothideomycetes; Pleosporales; Didymellaceae. The coding region runs from base 1 to 1995 and encodes 664 amino acids. The transcript has 2 exons.